Molecule: messenger RNA, 1725 nt
Organism: Diaporthe citri
Lineage: Eukaryota; Fungi; Ascomycota; Sordariomycetes; Diaporthales; Diaporthaceae
Exons: 3
Coding region: 1-1725 (574 amino acids)
Molecular function (GO): FAD binding
Source: RefSeq, a predicted model, not a curated record
AUGGGCCUCAAGUCCGCCAUCAUGGCGCACAAGCCAGCAAGGGUCUACGAAGUGGCGUUCUGGGAUCCUCCCCGGAAUGGAAAGGGCAUCGCUCGGACAGGGACUUGGGCGAGCUGCCCCAGCUUCAUCGAUGCGAGAUACCCCUUCACCACCCUUUUGCACCAGGGCCUCAUUGAGCGCGUCUUCAUCGCCGACCUGGAGAAGAACAACUCGCAGGUGCAGCGGCCCUGGACGAUCAAGGGGUUCAGCGUCGACGAGAAGACCAACCCCGAGUAUCCUGUGGAGGUCGAGCUCGAGCACGUGGACGGUACGAUGCGUGAGAGUGUGCGGGCCAAGUACUUGUUUGGAGGUGAAGGUGCAAGGUCCUUUGUGCGGGAUCAGUUGAAGAUAGGAAUCACACACAAGGAUCCAAUAGCCCACGUAUGGGGUGUCAUGGAUGGCGUUGUGAAGACCGAUUUCCCUGACAUCAAGAUGAAAUGCACAAUACACUCCGAGCACGGUUCAAUUAUGGUCAUCCCACGCGAGGCCAACAUGGUGCGACUGUACAUCCAAAUUGCGUCCUCGACGGAUCCAGAUUGGAACCCGCGCAAGACGGCGACUGCUGCAGAGGUCCAGGAAUCAGCCAAGAAGAUCUUGCAACCGUACUCAAUAGAAUGGGAGACUGUUGAGUGGUACUCGGUAUAUCCUAUCGGUCAGGGUAUUUCUGAUCGGUACACCCUGGACCACCGCGUCUUCCUCGGCGGAGACGCCUGCCACACGCACAGCCCCAAAGCAGGCCAGGGGAUGAACACGGCCUUCCUCGACGCCCAGAACCUCGCCUGGAAGAUCCACGCGGUCGAGGGUGGGUUCGCGGACCGGGGUAUUCUCAAGACGUACGAGCCAGAGCGCAAGGAGGUUGCAGAGACACUGCUGUCAUUUGACAACCGGUACGCAAAGCUGUUCUCGGCGCGGCCGCCGCCCGCAAGCACGGUGGAGGCCGCCUCCGGGACGGGCAGCAGCAAUUCUUUUGAGGAGAGCGAGUUUGUGAAGACGUUCAAGGAGUCCUGCGAGUUCACCAGUGGGUACGGAGUUGCGUACGGGCCCAACGCGCUCAACUGGUCAUCCGAGCACCCAGUGCAGUCGCCGUUGGUCCACCCCAGGGGCACCAAGCUGAGGACAGGGCGGCUUCUGAUCAACGCCGAUGUGACCCGUGUCGUCGAUGCCAAUGUGGUGCACCUCGAACAAGAGAUCCCGCUGAACGGCUCCUUCCGACUUUUUGUCUUUGCCGGUAAGCCCUCUGUCACGACUAGGGCUCUGGAGGAUUUUGCAAGCAAUCUCAGCCGCCGGGGCUCUUUCUACACGGCGUACCAGCGACCCGACAUGCAGAGCGUGUCGCAUCACGAGCAAGACAACCCCCACAGCUUGUUCUUCACCAUCUGUACCGUGUUUGCCGGCGCUCGCAGCAGCAUCGAGAUCAGUCGCGACACCCCCGAGCUGUUGGGACGCUAUCGGGACCAUGUGUACGCGGAUGACCGGUGGGACCGACGCGUGCCGGAGGCGAAGGCGGCUGCGCAUGCCAAGAUGGGGCUGGACGAGGAAAGGGGCGGCGUCGUGGUGGUCCGGCCUGACGGAUACGUUGGCAUCGUGGUGUCGCUCGUGGAGGGCAGUGGGACCGUGGAUGCCCUGAACCACUAUUUUGGAACUUUCUGCACGAGACCGCUGGGGGCUGCGGUGUCUCAGCUGUAA